This is a messenger RNA of Boeremia exigua, 1307 nucleotides long. RefSeq lists its product as uncharacterized. The record is from RefSeq and is a predicted model, not a curated record. Lineage: Eukaryota; Fungi; Ascomycota; Dothideomycetes; Pleosporales; Didymellaceae. Gene Ontology annotation, molecular function: FMN adenylyltransferase activity. The coding region runs from base 286 to 1122 and encodes 278 amino acids. Gene Ontology annotation, biological process: FAD biosynthetic process. The transcript is spliced from 3 exons.
CGAAGACUUUGGAACACUUUGCCUUCAAGGGAAACUCAGGCUGCGAACAGCAGCAAUUCCCGCGCGCCCGAGUCUGAUUGGCCACCGUGAUCUCAGCCGCGCUUUCCCGCUUAUAGAUGUACCGACAGCCGACUAUCGAUUAGACAUGCACCUCCACUCCGGGCCUCGUGUCAGCGCGAACACCUGCAUCAAUGUCAAGUCUUGAACCGUGUUCGCACCGAAGCCGCCUUGCCUUUCGUAAUCAAAGAUCUCGCAGCUCAUGUCGAGUCUGGCGCAGCUAUUGCAAUGAACCACACAGCCUCUGGAUUUGAAGAGCCCCUCGUUACGGAUACCCCGCGGCCGUUUCCGGAGCAAUGCGCGCGGAUACAUGAACGCAUCGACGCGUUCUUGGGUGCAAAGGAUGUGCCAGAGCGAGUAAGGAAUGUGCAGGAGCAGACGCGCAUCGCCUUGGAUGUGAUAGAGAAGGCAUUGGACCAGUACAAGCUGCCUGAGCUGUCUCUUGCAUAUAAUGGCGGCAAAGACUGCCUUGUACUGUUGAUAUUGUACCUAUGUGCUCUACAUAAACGCGGCGUUACAUCCUCCACGCCCUCGUCGAACAUCGAAACCGCUGUACAAUGUGUCUACAUACAAGAUAAGCACCCGUUCAAAGAGGUGGAGGAGUUUGUUGCAACAAGUAUCAAGACAUACUCGCUGUCCCUUCUCGAGUACGCAAAACCUAUGAAGGAGGCGUUCACAGACUACCUUCGAGACACACCAUCAGUCAAGGCCAUAUUAGUGGGAACGCGACGAACAGACCCUCAUGGAGAGCAUCUGAAGCAUUUCGAUCCCACAGACAAUUCAUGGCCAACAUUUGUGCGCGUACAUCCGGUAAUAGACUGGCAUUAUGUAGACAUCUGGACAUUCAUACGAUACCUGAACAUUCCAUACUGUUCACUGUACGAUUGCGGAUAUACCUCCUUGGGCGGAACUACGGAUACUCACCCAAACCCAAAACUCGCGCGGCAAUCUUCGACAAAUCAAGUGCCACAGACAAGCCAGCCAAAUGGCACAACAAAACCCAAGUUUAGACCGGCAUACGAACUCGUUGAUGAUUACGAGGAAAGACUAGGGAGGGAUAGAUAGCAUAUUUGAACUUUAGAGCUUCACAAUCACCAAUCGCAUUGCAUUCCACUGGCUCUACACGAUGUUACUCGAAAUCGUAUGCGUGGUUUCAAGUUCUGAGUCUGAAGUUGCACCUCGAAGGUGGGGUGAGGAGCUUGGGCUGCCGCGUGGCCGACCUCGGAAAACUCUCGAAGCUUCAAGCAUCA